Ilex paraguariensis (yerba mate) is the source of this 179-nucleotide messenger RNA. The record is from the annotation of a GenBank genome assembly. Lineage: Eukaryota; Viridiplantae; Streptophyta; Magnoliopsida; Aquifoliales; Aquifoliaceae.
UGAAACCGCCGAUUACUGUCAUCCAGCGUAAGAACUACCGCUUCACCGGCUCAAAAGAUAAGAAGGGGAAGAAUAAGCAACUUCUCAGCGCUGCUCAGUCCCAGAAUUUGAGUCGAGAAAAGGAGAUUGCGUUGUUUUCAUCACUGUUUGGCACAUUCAAGCCUUCUUGUAAUCGUUGA